This is a messenger RNA of Scleropages formosus (Asian bonytongue), 3555 nucleotides long. RefSeq names its product beta-secretase 2 (gene bace2). The transcript is spliced from 9 exons. Gene Ontology annotation, molecular function: aspartic-type endopeptidase activity. The coding region runs from base 258 to 1796 and encodes 512 amino acids. NCBI's taxonomy places the organism in Eukaryota, Metazoa, Chordata, Actinopteri, Osteoglossiformes, Osteoglossidae. Gene Ontology annotation, biological process: amyloid-beta metabolic process; membrane protein ectodomain proteolysis. Gene Ontology annotation, cellular component: plasma membrane; endosome; trans-Golgi network. The record is from RefSeq and is a predicted model, not a curated record.
CGUCUGUCCGAAAUAAAGACUUUAUCUGAAAGUUUCUCCUCCUCCACAGCACUUUCAGCCGGGCUGCCCGAGUUCCUGUGCUUGUGUUUUCGGAGCAAAUGUGCACUUUUUUCUCCUGCUUUUUGUUCCCAUGAUGGUUAAGGGAAACAGUCGCAGAGGUACCAUCAUCAUCCCUGGAGACAGGGGUGGACUUGUUGUUCGUCCGAGAAUCUAACGGACCAGCACCUUUUUCUUGACUGUUACCUGCCUUGCUGGCCAUGGCAAUGGGCGGGUGUCGGAUCGCCCUGCUCUUCUGCUGCGUCUCUCUGGCCGCUCGCGUGGGCACUUUGGCCGCUUUCUACGCCAUUCCUCUGAAGAUGUUCAGCGGACACUUCAACUCGUCCGCGGCGCUGGACCUCAGCUCCCUGUCGAAAGUGGAGCCCACGGCGGACGGACUCUCUCUGGCCUCCGACUCCGCGGGGAAGGUGAACUUUCUGGACAUGGUGGACAACCUCGAGGGCGACUCUGGAAAGGGGUAUUACAUUGAGAUGUUCAUAGGCACUCCAGCUCAGACGCUCAACAUCCUGGUGGACACAGGGAGCAGUAACUUUGCAGUGGCUGCUGCCCCCCACCCCUAUGUGACACACUACUUUGACAGAGUUCUCUCCAGUACCUACAGAUCAACUGAUACUAGGGUGGCUGUGAAAUACAUCCAGGGCUACUGGGAGGGAGAGCUGGGAAUUGACCGGGUCUCCAUCCCCAAAGGUCCGAAUGGCACUGUCUCUGUCAACAUUGCUGCCAUUCUCAGCUCUGAUACCUUCUUUUUUCCUGGCACCAACUGGCAAGGUAUUCUGGGACUGGCAUACCCCGUGCUGGCACAGCCCGACAGCUCAGUGGAGCCCUUCUUCGAUUCAUUGGUGAGGCAGACAGGAAUUCCAGAUGUGUUCUCCCUCCAGAUGUGUGGAGCUGGAAUCUCUGCCAGUGAGAGCAGUGAUCCUGCUGCAGGAAGUCUAAUCAUCGGAGGAAUCGAACCCACUCUGUACAAGGGGUCAGUGUGGUACACCCCAAUUAAAGAAGAGUGGUACUACCAAGUGGAAAUUUUGAAGCUGGAGGUCGGCGACCAAAAUUUAAUUCUGGACUGUAAAGAGUACAACAGAGACAAAGCCAUUGUUGACAGCGGAACCACCUUUUUGCGACUCCCCGAGAAUGUGUUCAACGCCGUCGUCGAUGGCAUCAUACAAACAUCACUGAUACAGUUCUCUGCGGACUUUUGGACCGGGACCAAGCUGGCCUGCUGGUUGAAAGGCCAGAAUCCUUUGCGGCUCUUCCCCAAACUCUCAAUCUACCUGAGAGCACUGAAUGCCAGCCAGUCCUUCCGGAUUACCAUCUUCCCACAGCUGUACAUCCAGCUUAUUUCAGAGAUUGAUGAUGACUUUGAAUGCUUCCGCUUUGGAAUUUCCUCAUCUGCAAAUGGCCUGGUAAUCGGAGCCACUGUCAUGGAGGGCUUCUAUGUAGUCUUUGACCGGGUCCGGAAGAGGGUGGGCUUUGCAGUGAGCACAUGUGCAGAGAGCAGUGGGGUGGCACUGUCGGAGAUCGCAGGCCCGUUUGCUGCAGCUGACGUGUCCUCGAACUGCCUGGGGGACUCGGUGUUAUAUGAGCCCAUAUUGUGGGCAGUCUCUUAUGCGUUGAUGGGUGUUUGCGCCCUGGCCCUCCUCAUCCUGCUCCUCCUCAUGGCAUUCCCCUGCCAUUGCCGCCGUGGCGACAGGACUGGUGAGAUCACUGAUGAGUCCUCGCUGGUCCGCAACCGCAUCAAGUGAAGCAUGAGGGGAGGCCAGACAAAUGCAGUUGCCAAGGGGGAAACCAUCACAGACAACCUGGGUAUCUUUUCUACAGUAUUGGAUUCCGCUCAUUCCUUCAUUUCUGUAUUUAGACCAUUUUCUGAUUUUUGAUAAGUCAGUUUAAGGUAAAUUAUGCACUAAAAGAAGCAUGCACCUGUUGCACAGGUUUGGAGGUGACCCAGAUCUUUUAUGUUCUUAGUUGUCUUUUCAUAUAGAAGGAUGACCAUAAAAUUGGCUGUUCCGCAUCGGGUUGCCUCAUUUCUCGUCUUCCUCAGCAGUGAGCUUAUGAGGAUUUUGAGAUAGAAAUGCAAAAUAUGCUGCAAGUGCCAUACAAGGUAUGACUGUAUGAGGGUGUGAAUGACUGGUCAUUUCUGGUAUGUUUCACCUGAUCACAUUAGUGACCUCACCAUAGGUUCAGCCCAGUCUCACAGUGCCCUGGGCAUUUGUCAGCCUGCCAGCGUAAACAAGAGAUACGUGCUCAAGAGGAGGAGAUGCAGUUGUUGUAGCUUGAGGAAUUCCAUGGAGGAGGAUUUUUCUGACCUACAACUGUGUUCACUUUGGACUUGGGACUGACAGACCCAGUGAAAGCAAGAGCCAAAACACUUGCUGUAGAAAUAUUGACAUAUUGGAAGUGACUGACAUUUAGUAGAAAACAUGAAUAGUCUUUUUCACAGGCAGAAUUUGACAAGGCUGUUUUGAUGCACUUUUUUUGUUCAUUGGAGCUCUGGACUUAAUUUUUUUGACAAUAGGAAAUAUACUUUACAUUUCAGUGCCUGAAGUACAAUUGCCAAAAAACAAAUCAUGUACCCACAUUGUGUGGGGCUUUGUAAAAAUUAAUUUCACAUGUAACAAAGCAGAAAUGUUUCAGUGGAAUAUACGGUAAUAGUUUUCAAUGCUAAGCUGACUCAAUGAUUGUAUAUUACCAAGGAGGAAGUCUUGACUGCAAGCCCUCUUUUAAAGUAUAUGAAAACCUUAUACUUAUUACAAGUACAAAUAUAAAAGACCAUAUGACAUAGUGUGUUUUCAAAAAAGUUAUAGCUCAAAAUGUCCCCACUUCAGAUUUUUCUCCUUACUGUAACUUUUGCAGAAGUAAAUGCAAACUCUUACUUAUUAAGAUUGAGGGCUUGGUUGUAGUUGACUAUGCAAACAACUAAAGUAAACUUAUUUGUAAUGUUGCAUACAUAUUCAUAAUUUAAAUGCUGGUUUUAAAAAUCAUAUUUAAAGUGAACUGUUUAAUUGGUAACGUGUUCCUACAAACAGUGGUUUCAGUUUACAGUUUAAGUACUUUGUGUGUGGAAUAAAGUGCUGAAACAUGAAAAUAAAGUAUGCCUUUUUCCAUAAAGAAUGUGUACAUACAUUAGUAGCAAGUGGUUGUGUUCCAUUAAAUAAAGGAAUAUUAUAUACCUAUAGUUUUUUUUUUCUGCUGACUCACUGAAAAUUAGUGGGUAGGUAUGUUCCUCCACACCCUACAUCUCCAGUGACGGCCGACAAAAGAGACAGCAAAACAUGAGCCAUUUUCACAAUAUAGAAAGAGGUGUGACGCUCGUAAUGGUUACCAUCCUGUUCUUCCUGGCUGGCAGCUUGAAUGUCUACAGUGGAAUUUUGCAAUUCAAUAAGUUUAUAGAAUUACAAGACAUUUUUCAGCAACAUUUGGUUAGUUUAUCCAGAAACUUAAUUACAUUUUAAAAUAUUUCAAGUUCAGACAUCCUACAUAUAUCCAGUUUUAUGUACUAGGAUA